GCUUUCUUUUCCUAUUUUCACUUGUAUCAUAUCAAAAAAGAAUAUCAAAAUUCUAGGUCUUCCAAAAUGGAAUUGCUAACCAACGACAAUACGGCCCAAGGAGAUGAAUUGCCAAUGGAACCGCAAUUAACAGAACUUUCGGAACAGUAAUCGGAUGCCAUCGCUUUUGAAGGAAAUUCACUUGCCCAAGCAGAAAAACAUCCUGGAAACGCUAAAGAACUUUUGGCAGGAAAACAAGAGCCACGAUUUCCUGGUUCGGAUCGGGGACCAUGAUUAUCCCUGCCAUCGUCUGGUUCUAAUGGUCUACGUGGAUCUCGUAAGGCAGAAAUUAGAUAAAUGUGAACUGCAAUUACCAGAGAACUCAGUUAGACCGGAGACCUUUGAACUGAUAUAUGACUGGAUGAGUGAUCGGACACCGCUGGUGAAGCGUCCAGGAAUUGUUCACCUCCUGUUGGCGGCGGAUUAUCUGAAAAUAGAGAGGUUGUCCUCCCAGAUUUGGCACUGUUUGGACCAGGACUCGGGUUUCGGUGAGGAUCAGGCCAUUCAGGUGGCCCUGGAUGCCAUGCCCUUCAAGGAUCUGAAUCGUUUGCAUUUCCUGAUGCUGCAUCGGAUACAGUACUUCUUCCUGGUCUUUGUAUCCUCCAUUGAGUUCCUCGACUUGCCCGUCAAAAGCCUCAUCUUUCUGCUCUCCUCGAACGAUAUAAGGAUCAACAGUGAGGCGGAGGUUUUCUACGCCGCCAUCCGCUGGCUGAAUCACGAAUGGCCCACCCGUCAGAUUCACGCGAUGGAGGUCAUGGAAAGGGUGCGAAUCAGCAGGAUGCCCAGCGAACUGCUCCAAGCAUUCGAGUUACCGGUGGACGACAUUCGUGUGGAGCGCAUCAUCGAGCUGCCGGAACUAAGACCGCUCAUAGAAAAGGGCAGCUUCGACCAAGUGGCCAUGCAGUUUGACGACGGAACGAAAAUGUAUAAUCAGAUUUAUGAGAUCUUCGACGUGACAGUAUUGCAACCACGGCGCUUCAUCUGUCACGAUUUGGCACCUUACCACAAACCGGGGCCGAAUUCACCUGACCAGGUGUUCAGGUACUCGGACUUCCUUGGCUACCUGGGCGUCCUGCAGACCCUGCCUUUGGACUCCUUGAAGCUCCUCGAAAAGCCCCUCUGAUGGCCCAAAUGGCAUUGAAUCCCCCAGGAUUCCUCGCCGCUCCUCUCCUGCCCUGCGACCUCGGUGAUGAUGAUGAUGCUGUGGCUGUGCAAGAUGACAGCGAUCGUUCUGCGAGGCAGUUACACCAAAUUUGCAUUACCUGGGCAGGUGUGUUCCUGCCUCCACUUCUCCGACGAAUUUAAUGCCAGUCGCGUUCCUAACGAGAGCGGAUUGAAAAGUUUGUGCCAAUGUACGAGCCGUUGUGCUGUAAAAGCAAGCCAAUGUCUUGAAAAUUUGUACAGAUUUAUUAAAUUGACAAUUUUGUAGACGUUUUGAUUUA
Drosophila subpulchrella is the source of this 1481-nucleotide messenger RNA. RefSeq names its product kelch-like protein 6. Gene Ontology annotation, molecular function: protein binding. The transcript has 2 exons. The record is from RefSeq and is a predicted model, not a curated record. The coding region runs from base 155 to 1162 and encodes 335 amino acids. NCBI's taxonomy places the organism in Eukaryota, Metazoa, Arthropoda, Insecta, Diptera, Drosophilidae.